Molecule: messenger RNA, 654 nt
Organism: [Torrubiella] hemipterigena
Lineage: Eukaryota; Fungi; Ascomycota; Sordariomycetes; Hypocreales; Clavicipitaceae
Source: the annotation of a GenBank genome assembly
AUGGCGGCUGUUCAUCAGACCGUGUCUUAUGAAGACUUUCAGCUACAAAUCUCGCAGCUACCACAGGGGCUCCUAGCUCUCGUCCAUCUUUACUCGCCAUGGACAGAGUUCAAGUCUAACAACGCCCCUCAAUUUUCCAAGCUCGCUUCCAAGUACCGCGCAAACACGAUAUCUUUUAUCGCUGUUAAUACGAAGUCUAUUCCAGAGGUUCAUCGCCAAUACGAGAUAAAGACAGCUCCUCGUAUACUUCUCCUACGUGACGGUACUCUACUUGAAGCCAUCCAAGGCAUCGAUUUCGAUGCUGUGGAAGCCACAGUGGCUCGGAACGCCGAUAUUGAGCGGCUUCCUGGCAUGACACAGGAACAAAUAUAUGAGCAAAUCGCAUCAAUAGUAGCAAAGCAACCUCUUAUGCUGUUUAUGAAGGGCACACCACAACAGCCAAGAUGCCGCUUCAGUAUGCGCAUGGUCAAGCUACGGGCUAAACACAACGUGGACUACGGGUCUUUUGAUGUCCUCGAGGAUGAAGAUAUCCGUAUGCACGUAAAAGAGUACGGCGAGUGGCCGACGUUUCCACAGCUAUGGGCAAAUGGUGCUGUUAUUGGCGGAUGUGGAUGUGGUGAGCGAAUUGUAUUUUACAAGAGGUAUCAAAGUUAA